Molecule: messenger RNA, 5356 nt
Organism: Trichomycterus rosablanca
Lineage: Eukaryota; Metazoa; Chordata; Actinopteri; Siluriformes; Trichomycteridae
Gene: frmpd3
Product: FERM and PDZ domain containing 3
Exons: 11
Coding region: 62-4771 (1569 amino acids)
Biological process (GO): signal transduction
Cellular component (GO): cytoskeleton
Source: RefSeq, a predicted model, not a curated record
AACCAAUCCCCCCAAAGUGCGCUUUUCUGAGCAAGUGUCUAUCAGUGACCCAGACUCAACCAUGCUGAAGGACGAUUCGUUGCUGCUCAUACCCAACGUGUUAAAGGUGUUCCUGGAGAACGGUCAGAUCAAGUCCUUCACGUUCGACAGCCGAACUACAGUAAGGGAUGUGAUGUCAUCGUUACAGGAUCGUCUCUCUCUGCGCUACAUUGAGCAUUUUGCUUUGGUUUUGGAGUCUGGUGGUCUGGAACACAACCAGAAACUUCACCUGCUGCAGGAGAACCAGCCGCUGUCACACGUGGUACAUAGAACCUACUUUCAGGGGAUGAGGUGUCUGUUCAGGAUCUGUUUCUUUCCCAAAGACCCCGCAGACUUACUGAGGAGAGACCCCGCUGCCUUCGAGUACCUCUACAUUCAGAGCCGCAAUGACGUCAUCAAAGAGCGUUUCGGGAUGGACUGGAAGGCCGACGUCACGCUGAGGCUGGCGGCGCUCCACAUUUACAUCACUGUGUCAGUAGCCAGACCCAAUCAAAAGAUCUCGCUCAAGCAUGUGGAAAAAGAAUGGGGUCUGGAGCCUUUUCUUCCUCUCACCUUGCUGCCUACGGUCAAAGAGAAGAACGUCUGCAAGACUCUCUCACAGCUUCUAAAGACCUAUCAGCACCAACCACCUGCUGGCAACAAGGUUCCUCCUCUGCAAGGAAAGUUGCAGUACAUUCGGGUGCUGAAUGACCUGCCGCCGUUCGGUGGAUUGUUGUUUCACACAGUCGGGCUGGAUGAAAAACACACAGCCACUACAUUAUUGAUAGGGCCUAGACAUGGCAUCAGUCACGUCAUUGACCUAAAAAAUAACCUCACAACAGUCUUGGCUGAGUUCAGCCGCGUAGCAAAGGUUCAGCUCUUCCGCGAGCACCAGGGAGUCGCUCGGGUCGAGGUGGCCAUGCUUGAUGCUAAGCCGCUGAUUUUUUUGAUGGAGUGGCCCGACGCUUCAAACUUUGCCUGUCUGAUUUCCGGCUAUUACAAACUCUUUGUGGAUCCCAAAAGGACCAUCUACUACAGGGCACCGGGUCAGUCUCAUAUGAUCAAGGCAGAUUUCAGAAGCUCUCAUCCUCAUUCCCGAUCUGGGGCCUCGGUGUCGAGUGGCAGUCGGCGAGAAGAGAGGGAGGGUUUGUCUCGAGAGCCUUCGCUCAAGAUACCAGCGCAGUCGCAACAUCUUGGCCUCUGUCACAUCCAUCUGAAGGAGCAACAACAGCUUCAGGAGCUCCAGAUGCAAGCAGAUGAGCAGUUGGAUAUCAAUGAGAACCUCAUCUUGCAUGGACAGAACCGGUCCCAAGCCAAGUCUGAUCCCACCCUUAAAAACGUCGAUCCAGAGAGCCCUUCCCGCGACACCUCGGGCUUCAGGGGACGAGCAAGAACACUGGAGAACUCGCAGCAGAGAUUUUUCUGUGACUCCUGCAAAGCCAAACUGAAGGCUGGAGGAGUGGCGCCAGAUAAGGGUGCAUCCGGAAAACUUGCUGUGCCAGGCAUGAAUGCUUGUUCCUCCUGCGAUGGAGGAGGAGCCGUUGACCUUAUCGCCCUCCCUCCACCUGGUAGUGAAGAGGAUGAAGAGACGGAGGAUGGAGGAGGGAAACUGCAACCUCCUCCUCCUGCCAUUGCUGCUCCACCGCCCGGGUUUCGAGAUAACAGCUCUGAUGAGGAUGACUCAAAAAAGAACCGUAAAGCUGCUGCUGCCGCCGCCGCUGCUGCUACUGCCGCUGCCGCUUCUGUUGCCGCUACUAAUACAGCCGUCACAGCUGGCACAGCUGUAACACCUGUGACAGUCACCCUAGAGAAAGUGCCAGUGACACUGAUUGAUAACGUGGCCCCAAGAACGGUUCGGGAUCACGCUCAAGAGCUAGAUGAUGCAUUAGUGUCCACCCUGCAGGCACUGGAGGCUCUGGCGGCAUCGGAGGACUACCCCCAUCAUCAUCAGCAGGCUCCACAGACAGCAGGGUUGAUUGUCCUGGCAGCUAUCACUCCGGAGUCAUCACUCGACUCCGGGCACGAGACCAACUCAUCAGAGCUUACUGACGUGUCAGAGAUGGUGACUGCCAUGAAGCAGCAUCAAAAUCAGGCCUAUCUUUUGGCCCACCACAUUAACAAAGAGCGAAUCUUUAGCCGGCGUGACUUUCCUCUCACUAUUCCCGGUUGCACAACCCAGACGAUUGGCGGAGGAGCUUUUUCCGUGGGUCAAAUCCGUAGUGGUUGCGCACCGAAAUCUGUCAUCCUUAGUAAAACUGUACCCUUAAGAGUCAGCCCUAGUCAAGCAGCCACACCCACUGGAGUUCCCAUGGAGCAAGUAAAGACUGAAUAUGUAGAAAACAAGGAACUGCAGGUAAAGAAAUCUAUAUCAGAGCCCAUUAAAGAGUGCUGUUUGGAACCUGUUCCUCUUAGAACUGAUGAACUGAAGGUUCCUGAAAAAGAGAGCACACCUGAGGUUAAUCAAGAGCUAAAAACACCAAGUUUUAAAGAUAAUAAAUUGAGCCCAAGUGUCUUAAAGACAGACAAAGAGAAAGAUUCUGGGCAGUCAAGCCAAGAAACUACCAAUAAAGCCUUACCUGUUCUCUUGCCUGUGGAAAGGAGUGCUUCUGCCAAAAUUUCCCCAACAAAGAUGUGCCCAGAUGUGGAGUCUGCCUCAAGUGAGACCAAUCAGCCUUCAAGUUCAAAGGAUCUACUACCCGUUGAUGACUUGUUCUGCACAUGUCCAGUUCGACCAGAUUCAGGUCCACAAUUGCGUCUGAAGGACCCACAAACCCAAAAGAUGGUUGUAUUCCACUCCUCCUCUCCAACUGAUGAUGAGCGACUCCGUGCCAAAGGAUUACAGAUAGCCAACAACAAAGAGAGUGCAGUCAGGACACCCGAUGUAAAUUUGACGAAGCCUAAAACCUUGCCCCAGGCGAAGUACUCUCCAGUUGUACCUGUUAAAAUAGAAAGGAAAGACACACCUGAGGUAAAGACAGAGAGCUCCAAAAGUAAAGCCCUUCCUGAGCCACAGAAAAGCACUAAAAGUGUGCCUGUUCUGGUCAACACAACUCACAUUCUGAGCGCCGACCAAAAAGGGGCAACUAUUCCUGGUGCCGAGUAUAAAAAGCAGGAAAACAGCAAAGCAAAGUCUCAGCGUAGUGCUCCGUUCAUGAGCAUAAAAAAUCUGAUCUCGGCCACGUUUCCCGCUCGACUGCGCCGGGAGACAGACGAACGCCGAGCGCAGCUUCAGAAGGUGAGACAAUAUGAGCUAGAGUUUCUAGAGGAGCUUCUAAAGCCGAAAGCAUCUCAAGGAGAGUUCCUACCCCAGGGGUCAUCCCCGAUCCCCUCGGGUACUCCGUGUUCAUGCCAGCUGCGCACCAGCCCUGUACAGAAAGUGCCCGGGAUUUCACGAGAACAACGACGUAGCUGCGACUGCAAAAGGAUGUGCAGGGCCAUGCGUCUCCCUGAUACCCCCGUGGGUUCUGCAGUGGAGCUCAGAGACAGAGAGAGGAACAUCUCCAAAACUCCCCCUGCAAAACCCAAAUCUUCACACGUUCAAGAGAGCUCCGCCCGACCUCACACACUGGAGAUCAAAACGACACGGAUCCGGUCCACAAGCCUCGAGUCGAGAGAACCUAGGGACACAAAUACAUCCUGUUUACCCACUUGUACCUUGCAUACAGAAUGCAUUGAAGCACCACAGUACAAAAAGCUCCAGCGGAGAUACAGCAUAGGGGAAAUAGAUAACAAUGAUAGCACACCCCUAUAUGCUGAAGUCAAAUCGACCAAAACAAAGAGCCUGGAGAAGGAAAUGGAAAGAGUUCGGGCUACAGGCCUAAGACUCCCAACACCCGUCGAGCCAAUUCAUACUCAAGCGGGAGAUUCAAAGAGGAAGGGCGUGUUCUUUCUUCAAGGGGAAGAACUUCUCCGAGAGAGUCGAGAGGGAACCACCGAGGUUCUGCUUGGCUUACCAAGUGAAGAUAAUGAGGACAGGGAAAAAUGUUGCUCCUUCUGUUUCUGCUAUCGCAAAUGCGAGGCCGCUGACGAGAGCAGUGAGAAAGAUGAAGUCUCUUACACCAUUCCUCUUCAGGUCUUACCUGGGAUGCGACUUGAUUCGAGAUCUAUGCCGGUAGUCAGCAAGACUCUGCAGGUACUCAAUGCUGAGGACUGCAGCGGCGAGGAAGAAGAAGAGGAGGAGGAACCACAAACUCAGGAGAUUGACCUACGAUCCUGUGACAGUUUUGAAACCAGCUUGGCACGCGUGCAGUCCCUGCAAGCCAAAACAUUCAGCCUACCUGAUGGUUUCUUGAGUGCACAACUUGAUGCCAAUGAGCUACUUUCGAUCUUGCGGCAGUGUGCUAACAGUCCGCAGAUCGAGGGCGAGCCCCGGAUGCUCCCGGCGAAGUUGGCAGAAUACAAACAGGAACUCGCGGUGCGCUUUAAGGAGUUCAGGGCAUCGUGCAGACGGGUGGCCAGUGUGGAAAAAAGUCCCUCGCGUAUGUUAAGUGCUGUCACAGCCAGCUUCCAGGUGUUGUGCAGCUUGACUCAGACGUUCAUUUGUUUGGUCAGGGGGGUGCGAUCCGAAAACCAAAGGCUGCAGCUUUUAAGAAAGGUAGAAGAAGUCGCUGUGAACUAUACUCUGCUUCUUCGGGCGGCCGAGGAAGCGAUGGGGCAUUCUAGCAGCCUGCCCAACAAGAGUGCAAGUCCACAAUUACCUUCUACUAAUAUGGGCUCGCUCGGUCGCGCCAUCAAAACCCUGCCCAGCAAGUAACGUUCUCUUUGCACAAGACUAAUAGCUAACACAACUCGAGUGUCAUGCCGGGGGGCUUAGGAAGGAACGAAUCCCUUAAGUGGAUUAAGUAGGCGAGGGAUCAUGACGCCUUAAGGAAGGGAACUUUUUCAGGGGAAUGAAAUUGUCUGGAGUUAAAGGAUCCAGUGCAUUAACCUGUCAGGGGCCCAAACUUUGUAAUGGCGCCUCUUUUGGGUCAUCUUAUUUUUUCAUUUCUGCCAAAUAACAUAUAACAUCACAUGUUUACAGAGUCGUUUCAGGCCAAGCUGCCUAAAUGUCCAUGCAGAGAACUAUUCGCCAGCGUCGGAGGAAUUCAGACCCGUAGAAGGUUGCUUUGCCCGUGCUGUAUGGACGAUCGACAGGGCUAUACACUCAAACCUUUUAAAGAUAUAAUCGUCACUGUCAAAAACGUUUAUUUUAAAACUAAUUUAUUCUUCAUAUAUUACAAAAAAAUAAAUGAUUAUUUAAGAAGUGUUACAAAUCUUGCAGAGACGUGAUUGAAAAUGUGCUCUGAGACAAAAAUAUUUCUAACAAAGUGUUCAGUAGCAGAUUCUGUGAAUUAGCUAG